AUGCUAAAUGUUGAGGACACAAUAGUGAACAAAUACAGAAAGACAAAUGAGACCCUUCUCCUAACUUGUGACUUGAACACUCUGAACUUCUUCACCAGGGUGAUGACCUUUGCCUACCUUGCAGGCCUAAGCAUGCUGAGCACCAUCAGUACCGAGUGCUGCCUGUCCAUCCUGUGGCCUUUCUGGUACUGCUGCCACUGCCCAAAAAACCUGUCAACAGUCAUGUGUGCCCUGCUCUGGGCCCUGUCCCUGCUGCUGAGCACCCUGAAAGGGAAGUUCUGUGGUUUCUUAGUUUGUGAUGGUGACUAUGGUUGGUGUUGGACAUUUGAUUUCAUCACUGCAGCAUGGCUGGUUUUUUUUUUUUUUUUUUUUUUUUGGUUCUCUGUGAGUCCAGCCUGUGACUCCCUGUGCAUCCUGCUGACCAGGCUUGUGACCAUCCUGCUCACAGUGCUGAUCUUCCUUCUCUGCAGGCUGCCCUUCAGCAUUAAGUGGUUUCUAUUAUUCUGGAUCUUCAUGGAUUUUGAUGUCUUCCUUUGUCAUUUUCAUCUAGUUUCAGAUGUCCUGUCUUCUCUUAACAACAGUGCCAACCCCAUCAUUUACUUCUUCAUGGGCUCCUUUAGGCAGUGUCAAAAUUGGCAGAAUCUGAAGCUGGUUCUCCAGAGGGCUCUGCAGGACACGCCUGAGGUGGAUGAAGGUGGAGGGCGGCUUCCUCAGGAAACCCUGGAGCUGUUGGGAAGCAGAUUGGAGCAGUGA
Messenger RNA from Piliocolobus tephrosceles (Ugandan red Colobus), 753 nucleotides. Its product is annotated as mas-related G-protein coupled receptor member X2-like. Gene Ontology annotation, cellular component: plasma membrane. NCBI's taxonomy places the organism in Eukaryota, Metazoa, Chordata, Mammalia, Primates, Cercopithecidae. Gene Ontology annotation, molecular function: G protein-coupled receptor activity. The record is from RefSeq and is a predicted model, not a curated record. Gene Ontology annotation, biological process: G protein-coupled receptor signaling pathway.